Messenger RNA from Drosophila grimshawi, 1635 nucleotides. It is a transcript of the gene eIF4H2, whose product is annotated as probable serine/threonine-protein kinase clkA. The record is from RefSeq and is a predicted model, not a curated record. The coding region runs from base 68 to 1300 and encodes 410 amino acids. Gene Ontology annotation, molecular function: RNA binding. The transcript has 2 exons. Lineage: Eukaryota; Metazoa; Arthropoda; Insecta; Diptera; Drosophilidae.
AGACCGGUUUCACAGCGUCUGGGAAAACGAGCUCCAGACCUGAAAAACAAAAUUCACCUACAAAAAUAUGGCGGACUGGUCCAAGACCAGUGACAGAGGCAACAAUAACAACAACCGCAACCACAACAAUAAUAAUAAUAUUAAUCGUGAUCGUCAUAAUCGAACUGGCGAUGUCCAACAAUAUCGCCAUUUUCACAAUCGUAAUCGAGAUUUUCGCGAUAGUCACUGCGAUGUGCCCAACGAUCCACCAUUUAUCGCAUUUGUUGGCAAUCUGCCCAAGGGGCUCGUCCAGGGCGAUGUUAUGAAGAUAUUCGAGGAUUUCGAGGUGAAGAACGUGCGCCUAAUCAAGGAUCGUGAAACGGAUGAGUUUAAGGGUUAUGGUUAUGUGGAAUUCACCACACUCGAUCAACUGAAGCGUGCUCUUUCCCGCAAUGGACGCAUUAAACUCGAUAAUUUAUCGGCCCCGUUGCGCAUCGAUAUUGCCGAUCAUCGGCGACAGAGCGGCUCAGGGGGUGGACCGGGUGGAGGAGCUGGUGGAGGUGGUGCAGGAAGAUCUGCCUCGGGCAGUUCUAACAACAACAACAAUAAUCAACGGCGUAAUUAUAGACGCGAUGAUAGUCCGGGUCGCUCCUCGACCAGUUCCAGUUUCCGCCCGGAUCGCCAGGAGGGCAGUCCUCGACCGAGUGGCUAUCGCGGGGGACGCGGAGGAAGAGGGCACAGGGGUGGAUUUGGGCGAGCUCGCUUUAACAAUGAUGGCAACGAUGGCAGCAAUAGCAGCGAUUAUGGUUCGCUGGGCGGGAAUAGUUUGGGCAGUCCCCGUCAAAAUGUGGAGCCACACAAAUCAUCCACUAGUUUCCAGAGUAAUCGCAGUUUUCCACACUACUCGGGUGGCAACUACAAUAAUCGUUACAAUAAUCGGAAUAACAACAACAACCCCAACAACAACAACAACUUCAGACGUGGUGGAGGUCAACGUCAGCGCAGCAUUAGCAAUGACAAUGGACACUAUUCGAAUUUCGGGCAGAAUCGCACAAGGGAUCGUCGUCGGCACUAUAAUCCCAAUGAUAUAUAUCCACAGUCGCCACCGGCAACGAGCAGUGCCAGUCUCGACGAUGAGGAUCGACCAAAGAUAGUGCUCCAACCCAGAUCGGUGACUGAACCGAUUAAUGCUCUGGCCGAGACAAAGCAAUCGGCGAGCAUUUUUGCAGGUGCCAAGCCGCGCAUUAAUCAACAAUCUCCGACACCACAAAACGAGGAUGGACAACCCGGUGGCAGCAACCAGACAGAGAAACCAUUAUAAAUACCACAUACUCAACAACACGGGUUAGUUUAGCGAAAAUUACUUAAUCACCAAUUGAACAAGAUCCAAACAAAAAGAGCAGCAGCAUCGAAAAAAAGAAGAAAAAACCAUUCGCAUUCGGAUAUUAUCUACAAUACUCUACAGAUAUACCCUGACUACACUUUCAAUCUAGAAAAUUAAUUUGGGCGGUUGGUUGUAUACAAUAACAAACUUGCUUGGAUAUGUCUGUGUUAGUUUCUACCAAAAUUCGACACUCUCAUUUUGAGUCGUAAGUCAGCGUUUAUUAUAGAUUUAAUAUUUACAGGUGAACAAAUAAAUUUUAAAAUAUUUUAUUA